CUGUUACACAAAACACUGACAUCCCCUUGCCAGCUGGCUGCAGACAUAACCCAGAAGAACCGGUCUUCUUUGACAACUUCCCCAUGGAUGCUGUAUGGGUCUGUAUAAAGGCAGUCAAGUGAGGUGAGGGGCCAGUAUAGGCUCGCCUCCCCCUGCUACCUGCUGGUUGGUUGUGAAUGCAGACACUAGAGAUGAAGGCUUUGCUCCUGACCGUUAGCCUCUGUCUGGUUGCUGCCCUGCAGGCCCAGGACUCCUCAUUCCUUGCUUUCAAUAAUGUGAAUUUUUCCGGGAAGUGGUUCAACAAGGCCAUGGUGUCAGAAGACGAGUUCCCAAUAAGCAAGGUCUCACCCAUUUUUAUCUUGGUGCUGAACAACGGAGACUUGGAGUUUUCUGUCACAUUUAUGAUGUACGGCCAGUGCUUUGAAGUGACCAUCAUCUUGGAGAAAACAGAUGUGCCUGGCCAAUACACUGCCUGGACCCCCACAUUUGAGGGUAAGACCCACCUGAAGGUGCAGGUGCAGCCAUCUUCUGUGAAGGGCCACUACAUGCUCUACUGUGAGGGGGAUGUGGAGGAGAUGAGCUUCACCAUGACCCAGCUCAUGGGGAAGGACCCCCAGGAAGAUUUGGAGGCCUUGGAGGAAUUUAAGGAGUUCACACAGCUAAAGAGACUUGUUCCAGAGAACCUGCUCAUACCUGAACAGAUGGAAACAUGUGAACCAGAGAGUAACUAGAGCAUGGCGAACCAAGGCUCCAAAGAAGCCCAAGGCAGCGAGCACAGCCAGAAUCUCUGUCCUGUGGGAGGCGGAAAGAGUGCCCUGUUGGUCCCUCUGACUCUCCUCUCUCUCCUCAUCCUCCUCCCCAUCGCCUCAAUAAAGAGCUUCAGCAGGC
Messenger RNA from Rattus norvegicus (Norway rat), 888 nucleotides. NCBI's taxonomy places the organism in Eukaryota, Metazoa, Chordata, Mammalia, Rodentia, Muridae. The record is from RefSeq and is a predicted model, not a curated record.